GUCACAUAUUGCGGAAACUGGUGAAAAUCUGCAGGGAUGCUCAUUAUAUAUAGAUAGAUACAUAGGAAUAAACAGUGCAGAUUUACGUUGUUAUGCGGACAAGAAUAUUUUGUGAUAAUCAUUUAAGGUAACUGGUUGGUGGGCACCUAACAUAGCUAGAUUUGACGUCAACUUUUGGUCGGAGAGACAUUGAACUUCAGUUUAGAGGUGAAUAUUUAUAAUACCAACAGUAUGAUCAUGUUGGAAUUAGCCGACAGUGUCAUUAAAUAUAAUUAACAAUAGCAACUCUUGGUGCUACUAAUAGUGUUGUGCUUGAAGUUGGAGUACAUGUAAACAGAAAGUAAAACAGAAAGUAUGGCAAUAGAUUUCUGAGUGAAUCAUCUUGAAUCUAGCCGCUUGAUAGAUUAUGCACACAGUCAGUUGUUGGAGUGGUUGUGGAUAUUAAAUAUUUAUAUAACUUUUAUUUCAUUCAAAUUGUUUGUCUUUUUUUCUUGACGACCAGAUACAAAACUUGGAUUACAAGAGACGAAAUAUCAGGAAAACAGUGUAACAGAGGUGAAUAAUCUGUUCACAUAGUGUGAUCAUUUUGUGUGUGAAGUAAUUGCUGAAAGUGUGUUGCAUUCAGACAUCUCUGGAAUUAUGGAUUCCAUGAAGUAAUAGGACAUGUUGCCGUGACUUCACAGGAAGGGUAGGCCAUUUCCUAGCCUGGCCGUCUCCAUGUGUCUAUUUAUAGGAACCAUGGGAUGCGGUCGCAGCCAGCAGCAGUCCCCAACACAGGGCAAUGAGGAAGAUGAGAUGUAUAGCAAACCAGAUGGUCACAAGAAAAAAAAGAGCAAAGGAGAGAAGAAGGAACACAAACAUCAACAUGUGAACAGCCACAUUUCAAACAGCUCUGAAGAUAUAAGUUCAAAGGCUACAAAAACAAAGAAUUCACCUAUAAAAGCAGCAGCAACCUUGUUGAAGCCGCCAGCAUCGAGUCACGUCAAUGGGUCAUCGGAAUCAACCAAGGUCACACACAUAGAUGUCGACAUACCAGGACACAAAGCUGAUAGAAUGGAUCACUUGAUUCCAAUCAAGGUGCCAGUACGAGAUGGCAAGGAGUUCACAGGAACGAGGAAGGACAUGCACAUCACCCACAGCCAGAUUGAGUUUUUCAAAAUGCUAGACGAGAAAAUUGAACAGGGUGAUGACUAUUCCUCUAAACUGAGUUCACGAGCGACGUCCAGAGUAAACUCAAUAGACGAUUCACUUGAACGCGUUCUGGAAAUAUCAGAAACAAAUCAAGAUCAAGAGCGCAAUAUAGUGCAGUGUGACCGCUAGCAUAGUAUCGUACAUUGUGUAUGUGUCAUUUGUGUUUUCAUCGGGAUUGAUGCGAUUGAUAGGUGCUUGUGUUGGUGGAUACAAUUUGUGACAAGAAUCAGAUGCUACAAGUGCAGUGUAGAGCUGUUUUCAUGGUAACAAAAUCUACUGUUAGAGCUGUUUAUGCAAGUGGUUUAGUUACCAUGGGUACCACUAGCAAAAAAAUGGGAGGUCAGGGCAGGUUUUCACAAAUUUUCGAGUCAGUGCUUCAUUUGGACCAAGUAAACGUUUUAGAUAAAGUUUAAUGUCAAAUACAAUACAAGAAAUCCAGAGAAAUUCUGUUGAAAAUUGUGUUAAAAUGGUAUGUUUAGGUAAUCUAAACAUGUUUAAAACAAUACUACUGUGAAUACAAUCUAUAAUACAAAAACAGAAUUUAUAAAAACACCAACAAAUGUGAGAACAUUCAUUAAAUCUAGAAAUUUUAUGAGAGCGACCAUUUUAAUGAAAUUUAGCAAUUUUAUUAAUUGAUGUUUUUCCCUUUUUGUGAAAACAGGCCUUGAUCUUGUUUUUGGAUCAAAUCACAAUGAGCUGUGAUAUCGGGAGAUUACUGCUUCGGCAUAGAUACCGAAACUAGGCUUCUGUUGGCAUGGAAACAGAAUCAAGUGACCAGUUGGAAUGAAUACAGAAUCAAGUGCUGAUUUCAUGAUACGAUGUUGUCAUAUGAAUGUUUGCAAGCAAAUUUAAACAUAAUUUUGCUGUCACAAAUACCAAGUCAUGUCUUAGUCUAGAUUCCAUUGAACAUGUCAACAUUAUACUUUUGAAAGCUGGUAAUUCAAAGUAAGCAAAUAAAGCAAAUGGUUUAGAAAUGUUCUUUAAAUUUAAUUAAAAUUAACAUAUUUAAGUAAAAUUUCAUAUUUCGAGAAUUAAUAUUUUGUAAACAAAAAUGUGGUCCCAGGCAAUUAUUUCACUCUUAUUUCCACUUAGUUAUUCAAAGUUGUUUGUCAAAUGUUUUACUGAAAGGGCCACAUUGUCAUUUAUAGUGGCCUUAUUCAUGAGUAGGUGCAAGGAUUUAUCUAGCCACGGCAUGCACAAUUGGAUCUUGUGCAAUAUGUGGACAGCUCAAGAACAGCCUGCGCAUUUGCACAGAAGGCUUAUAAGCCAUAAUGGGAAGAAUAAUACAUAAACAUAUGAAAUCAUGUAUGUUUCUUGUGUCAAUGUUUCAUUUGUGUUACUGGGUUACAUGUAUGUACAUAAUGUAUUAAACUUUUUGCAUCCUUAUCAGCUGUUCUACACAAGAUUUCUGUUAACUACUGAUUGGAGUGAAUCAAAAAGUUUGACAUUGGCUAAAAUCAUGUGGCUUUGGUAAAUCUUUUUGUAUCUGUAACAUUCAAUCCAUUAAAAAGGGUAAAUAGUAUAAAAUUAUCUUAAUAUUGUUCAAUUUUUAUUAUGCCCCCCGUAGGGUGGCAUAUAGCAUUUGAAUUCUCUGUCCCUCCAUCUGUCAGUCCGUCCGAAAACUUUAACAUUGGCCAUAACUUUUGGCCAUAACUUUUGCAAUAUUGAAGAUAGCAACUUGAUAUAUGGCAUGCAUGUGUACCUCAUGGAGCUGCACAUUUUGAGUGGUGAAAGGUCAGUGUCAUCCUUCAAGGUCAAAAGUUAAAAAAUACAAUCCAAGGGAAGUAAUAAGCUUUUAAAGGGAGAUAGUUUAUACACCUGCCAAAUCAUAUAUUGAAAUUUUAUUUCAAAGCUGCGCAAUAGGGAGUAUUGUGUUUCUGACAAACACAUCUCUUGUUUAUAUAUAUAUUUCUCAAUAAUGAUGAGGAAAACAUUUUUUUAAGUUUUACGUACAUUCCCCAAAAAUAAUUUUAUGCAUUUUAAAAUGGCAAUUGUUCAAAUGGACACUAAUUAAGUUUAUUGACCUAAAACUAUUGUUCAUAUUCAAUUAUUCUUUAAUUGUUGUUAACCUUACAAUUAAAGACAUGUUUGUGAAAUUCUGAUACAGGUUUGGGGUUUAGUCUUUAUGAAUGUUGUUAGCAAUUAAUACAUUCUUGCCAUACAUAAUAUUUAAAACAACAAAGAUGUAUUUCAUCACUAGAGACACGAGUCACAUGAGGGUUAAAGCAGCUUAAAUACCAAAAUUUGGACAGGAAAAAAAAUUAAUAUUAAAAUGUUUUUCUAGUUUAACAUACUCAUAAUUUAAUUAUAUUUAAAGUAUUAUAAGGUUAAGACGUUAAUGUAUGAAACACUUAACAAAAUUGUCCAGUACCUGCAAGUAAACAAAUAAUUUUAAUGUUCGUUUCCUUAUACAGGUAUUUUCAUUCGUAAUCAGUAAUGUAUAAUACGCCCUUUGCAUUCUCUGCUGUAUUAUAUUUACCCUUUUGUGCAUGAAUGUAUCAUGUGGUUUUUAUAAUGUGUACAUGUUUUCAAAAUGUGUGAUAUGUUUUUACAGCAAUUUUGACAUUUUGCAUUUAGCUUUUCUCUACUUGUGUUGUUGUCCGUGACACCAGACCAUAUUGUUUUCAAAUACAAUAUUUUUAGCAUUAUUUAUUUGCUUUUUUAUGGUGCUGAGGCUAAUUUAAUUGUCAUACAUUGUACUGUUAACCCAUUUAUGCCUAGUGGACUCUUUCAUCCUUCUAAAUUGGAUAUAAAAAAAUCCUAAAAUUAGGGAUGUCUAGUAUAUUUAUUUCUUUAUUUAGAAUCUUUCUUACAGAAAUUCCUUUAAGCAAACAGGGAAGACCCAGAUGAGACCCCACAUCAUGCGGCGUCUAAUCUGGGUCUACGCAGUUUGCCAAGGCCUUUUUUCUAGACGCUAGGCAUAAAUUGGUUUAUAACAUCAUGCCCUCCGCACUUCUGUCUGUCCUAGAUUGUUUCUCUGAGAAAAUUGAUUUUAUUAUGCAAGUGUGCUAUUUUUUGCUACCAAAAUGAAUUUAAUAAUUAAGCCCUUUGUUCAGUAAUAUUUACUGAUCAGUUGCAUUUUUAGGGUUAUAUAGAAAACGCUAUAAAGACUUAUCUAAGUGAAAUUUAAUAUCCAUUAAACAAUUCCAUUUUUAAUUAGGAAGUGCGUAGAUCAAAUGCAUAAGUUAAAGGGUGAUGGAAGAAUAAUUGAAUUGAAUUACACAUGCAUCCUCAAUAUCGUCGCUGAUAUUAUCAAACCUCGUAGCUCCAAAAUUUUCGAAAUAUUUUUUUCGUCUUUUCCGAAUAUAUUAAGUCUGGUGCGUGUUUUGUGCUAUAUCUCGUAGCUCUACGCCAAUCAGAACCCUUGAAAAAGCCACGUGACAAAAUGUUGUAGAAUGAUUGUUGGCUUUUUUCCCGGCGAAAGUCGUAGCGACGCCAUUUCACCUAUAGGUACGUCGUUUCGUUUGAACAAAUUUGAUAAAAACGUUUUUAUAAAAAAAAUUCUUUGCAACUACGAGGUUUCCUAUCAGGACGAAUUGUCGUACCUCAUAAAAAUGACAAAACUGUGGUGACAAAAUAUCGUUGCUACCAUGUCUGACUGUCAGUAUGACUUAUCAGUAUGACUUACGCGUCUAUGGCUUAUACCGUAUUUUGCAGCUUCAUUUGUUUGGUAUUUUUACAGAAUUUCUAUUUCUAAAACAUCGUUAUAAAAAAAAAAGACGUUUUUUUCUCUCUUCUGAAAAGUUGUCAUUUUGUAGCUACGAGGUUUGAGAACGACAGCGACAAUAUGGAGUAGAUUUUUUAAGCUGCAUUCUGGGAAUACUGGGCUUAAAGCAUGUGCGUAAAAUGUCAUCCCAGACUAGCCUGUGCAGUUUUGUCGUAAUAAUGUGCAUGAGUGGUACUGAUACAAGUUUAAAGGCGUUUUAUUCAUGACUUUGUUUCAUGUUGUAAUGGUCAAUGAAUUUAUGUUUUAAUCUGAUCUUUUGUAAGUUUAAUAUAUCGCAUAUGAAAUACACUUGAACAUUUUGUCGCAUAAAUGCAUUUAUAAUUCUUUUAUUUGAUAUGCAUAUUUGUGGUGUUUUUGUUUGUUUGUUUGAAAUCAGAAUUUCUAAAAUUGCUCAUUAAAUUGUAUAAAUAUGUUGUUAUAUUAAAAAAGCAUAAUCAACAAAUCUCAAAUCUCAUUUGUAUGCCCCUGACAUCUUCAUCUGGAGUCAUGUUGAGAUAGUCUUGUCAACAAUUUGCGUCGCGUUCUGAGAAAACUGAUCAUAAUGAUGUGCGUACAGUGUUGUCCCAGAUUAGCCUGUGCAGUCUGCACAGGCUAAUAAGGGACGACACUUUCCGCCUAAAUUGGAUUUUUGAUAAAAAGAGACUUCGUGUAAAGGAAAAAUGUCAUAAAAGCAGAAAGUGUUGUCCCUGAUUAGCCUGUGCGGACUGCACAGGCUAAUCUGGGACGACACUGUACGCACAUGCAUUAUGCCCAGUUUUCUCAGAAUGUGACUCAUUUGGUCUGCAAGGUUAAUUAAAUGUUACUAUGAUGUCUAGCUCUCAUCCCCCGUAUUAAUCCCUUUCUGCUCAGAAGUUAAGUUAAAAUGACUGUAUGCAACCAGCAUAAAACCAGAACAGCCUGCGAGUAACUCGCACUAUGUUAAGGUUCUAUGCUGCUUGUUGCUACUGCUUGUUGCUCAUCAGUAUCUUAAGGUUGGAAACGAAGGCUUUGAAAACCUAUAUUUAGUAAGAAAGAACUUAAAUUUAGUUUGAUUACUUUAGAGUAACUCGCAGUCUGUUUAGGUUUUAUACUGUUUAUUGCUCAUCAUUAUCGUAGGGUUUGGAAACGAAGGCUUUGAAAACUUGAAUCUAGUAAGAAAGGUCUUAAAUUUACUUUAAUUUUCUAAGAGAUAACAAAAGGGCCAAAGUGCGUAUCUGAGUGAUAAAGGCUUAAGACAGUGACUUUGGUUCUAACACAGUUGUUGCUUGUGGCCAUUGCCAAUCCUCCUGUAUUGCCUAAAAUGACCUUGACCUUGCUGCUUGUGGCCUUAGCCAAUCCACCUGUAUCGCCCAAACUGACCUUGCUGCUUGUGGUCAUUGCCAAUCCACCUGUAUCACCCAAACUGACCUUGACCUUGCUGCUUGUGGCCUUUGCCAAUCCACCUGUAUCACCCAAACUGUCUGUGACCAUGACCUUUAUCUUAUUGGGAGUUUUGUCUUAUUAUACAUGUAGUUCAAAUGGGCCGUUUCUUGGUGAACAAGAUUUUACUGUAUUGUCUAUCACCAACACCUCUUACUGCAUCGCCUAAGUACAUGCAAAGUAAUUGUAGCUUUUGAUCAUUCCUUCUCCAUACAUAUCACCAAACCUCACUCGGACCUUCACUCGGACCAUGACCUAGUUUGAACUUUGAAUUAAUAAUAUUGACUUUUUAUGGGAAAAAUUUGCUUAAUGCAUGUGCGUUAAGUGUCACCCCAGAUUUGCCUGUGCAGUUUGCACAUGCUUAUCAGGGAUAACACAUUUUUUGCUAAAUUGGAUUUUUGUUGUUUUUAAGGAAAAAUACCAUAAAAGUGGAAAGUGUUGUCCCUGUCAGUACAGGCUAAUAUAGAACGACACUUUACGCACAUGCAUUAAGCCCAGUUUUCCAAUGCAAGACUCAAUUAUAUAUGCUGUCCUGUGUCUAUUUGGUCAUGAGUGUUUAUUGAAUACAGCUUUUUGAUAUGUUUUAUUGUUAACAGCAUUUUUGUAUUUCGUUUGCUUGUAUAAACUGUGCAAUUUUCUGAUACUUUGUUCACAUAAUAUGUUAGUCAUUUAAGUAAAUGUCCAUGUUUGUGUGAAUAAAAUGUACACGAUGUUAACAUCAUCUGUUACUCAUUUAUAUAAAUGUACAUGUCAGUGUGAAUUAAUGUCUAUGAUUGUGUGAAUAAAUUGAUUUUAAACAGG
Molecule: messenger RNA, 7117 nt
Organism: Dreissena polymorpha
Lineage: Eukaryota; Metazoa; Mollusca; Bivalvia; Myida; Dreissenidae
Exons: 7
Coding region: 718-1320 (200 amino acids)
Source: RefSeq, a predicted model, not a curated record